Messenger RNA from Henningerozyma blattae CBS 6284, 639 nucleotides. RefSeq lists its product as uncharacterized. The transcript has a single exon. The record is from RefSeq and is a predicted model, not a curated record. NCBI's taxonomy places the organism in Eukaryota, Fungi, Ascomycota, Saccharomycetes, Saccharomycetales, Saccharomycetaceae. Bases 1 to 639 code for a protein of 212 amino acids.
AUGUAUAGUAAUGGCCGAAGUGAACUCAUCUUAGGUGAAUUCUUGAAAGAAUAUAAGAUCCCAAGAGAAACUGUUGUAAUUUUGUCUAAAGUAUAUAACCCUGUUGAUGAUACCGUUCCUGCUUUUAGGCCAGGUGUUAACCCAUUUACUGAAGACGAGAAGCUUCACUUUGCUAAUCAAAAAGGUUUAUCUAGAAAACAUAUCAUAGAUGCAUGUAAAAAUUCUGUUCGAAGAUUAGGUACUUAUAUUGAUGUGUACCAAAUCCAUAGAGCAGAUCCAGAUACACCAAUAGAGGAGACAAUGAGGGCUUUGAAUGAUGUUGUACAAGAAGGAUUAACAAGAUACAUUGGUGCUUCCUCCAUGUUAGCAACUGAAUUUGCAGAAUAUCAAUUUAUUGCUGAGAAAAAUGGUUGGUCUAAGUUUGUUAACAUGCAAGAUUGUUACAACUUAUUAUACAGAGAAGAAGAAAGAGAAAUGAUUCCAUUUGUUAAGAAGCAUGGGAUUACUUUGACUCCUUGGUCUCCAUUACAAAGAGGUUUAUUAACCAGGCCAGUGAAUGUAAAAUCAACAAGAUUCAGACGGUACUUUAAUAAGCCGCGGUUUAAAUCAAUAUCAAGAUUUCGAGAUCGAAAUUAUUAA